GUCGAAGAAGCCCUCGAAUCCCACCAACACAUGAUGGACGCCAUCAACAAAAUUGAGAAGGCCAGCUGCCUCGAUUGGUCCAACGAGUUCAAAGAGCAAUGUAGCGCGCUCACUGCUCGCGAUGACCGUAUUCUUGGCGCAUGUACUCCCUUUCUUAGCCCUUUCGCUACUGACCGUUUUACAGGCAGAGAUCCCGGGACAAGAUCAAGAUGGCUACAAUGCAGAACCUGAUUUCUUCCGUGGAAUGCAUGAUCGUCCGCACACUUCCCGGCUACAGCCUCAGCAGCGUGUGGGGCGCUUCAAGAAACUUGGGCUCGCUAUGACAAGGAGUUCUCAUCCAGGUCCUCCACCUGCACCUGCACCGCCCACUACUGCUCCCACCACCUUAAAAGCCCACAUACGACACUUAUUCACCUGGAGACCCGAUCAUGCAGCGCCACCCGUCGUUGACGUUCCUUUUGCGCAGGGUCGGAAGCGUAAUGCUGCAGCGGGUGCUCCUCCCGAUGACGAUUCAGACAUUAUACAUGCUGAAUAUGUUGAAGAUCCUCCACAAGAUCCCAAUACACAGCAGCAGCAACAACCAGUAGCAGCGCAAGGAGAUACUGGGGAACAUGGAGGCGGCAAGUCAUGUUUCUGCUGCUAGAGGAAUUGGUGGCUUCCUCGGGCAUUUCAGUUCUAUCAUCGCCCUUGUUGUAAUAUCUGCUGAUGACUUGAAGUAGUGCUUUAUCAAUAGAUGAUGACUGCACCGUGUGGAUUAUUAUUAUUACUUUGCGUCUUCCAUAUGUAAAACUUGGCCGCAUAGAAGAUGUAACAUCACUCGAGAAUGAUUUGUGAAAGUU
Molecule: messenger RNA, 839 nt
Organism: Suillus clintonianus
Lineage: Eukaryota; Fungi; Basidiomycota; Agaricomycetes; Boletales; Suillaceae
Exons: 4
Coding region: 122-643 (173 amino acids)
Source: RefSeq, a predicted model, not a curated record